Molecule: messenger RNA, 1239 nt
Organism: Prorocentrum cordatum
Lineage: Eukaryota; Dinophyceae; Prorocentrales; Prorocentraceae
Source: the annotation of a GenBank genome assembly
CAUUGCUGGAUCAUCGCAGCUGAACUGUCACGUAUCAGACUCAUUGAAGUGUUAAGGAUGGCGAUGCCCGCACGCGUGGCAGCAACUCUGGCGCUCUGCCUACAAGUGUGCAUCGCUUCGAAGCAGCGCUCUGCUGUGCAGGCGGCUGCCAAUCCUGUCCGCAAGGUUGUGACCCUUCUGCAGAACAUGCAGAAGAAGGUUGAAGCCGAGGGGAGCAAAGAGGAGGAGCUGUACUCCAAAUUCAAGUGCUACUGCAAGUCCGGCGUGGGCGAGCUCGAGUCCCGCGUCGACGCCGCGGGCAACGCGGCCCCGGAGCUGGAGGCCGCCAUCAAGGGGGGGGAGGAGAAGCUCGUCCAGACCAAGAAGACCCUGGAGGACGCGCAGAAGGAGCGCGAGGAGGCCAAGGCGGCCGUCGCCUCCGCGGAGUCGAUCCGGGAGGGGGCCGCAAAGGCGUUCGCCGAGACCAAAGCCACGUUGGAGGAGUACCUCUCGCAGAUCUCCUCGGCGGUGGCGUCUCUGGAGAAGGGCAUGACUGGCAGCUUCUUGCAGGGGCGCUCGUCCGCCUCCGCACUGCGCAAGAUCGUGGAGAAGGCCGAGAUCGGCGACGACGACAAAGAGGUUGUCAUGUCCUUCCUCUCGGGCCGGGCUUCAUACGCCCCUCAGAGCGGUGAGGUCACGGGGAUACUGAAGCAAAUGGGCGAUGACUUCAUGAAGUCGCUGAAGGCAGCAGAGGACGCGGAGGCAGCUGCCGUCAAGGAGCACGAAGCGCUGGUCGCUGCGAAGAAGAAGGAGAUUGGUGUACUGACUGCCUCCAUCGAGCAGAAGCUCGCCCUCGUUGGAGAGCUCGGCGUAUCCAUCGUUCAGAUGAAGGCAGACUUCGAGGACACCGCCGGCAGCCUCCUGGAGGACAAGGAGAUGCUCGCCGACCUGAGGGCGGGCUGCUCCACGAAGGACGCCGAGUACGAGGCGCGCGUGAAGACCCGCGGCGAGGAGCUCCUCGCCCUGGCCGAGACGAUCAAGGUGCUGAACGACGACGACGCCCUGGAGCUCUUCAAAGACGCUGCCCGCCCCCAGCGCCAGCCUGCUGCAGGUGGAGGUGCGGGGCGGCGAGGUGCGGGCGCGCGCCGUCGCCCUCCUGCAGCGGGCGCGCCGGGCGGGGCCCGGGCAGGCCCGCCUGGGCUUCCUGGUGCUGGCCCUGCGAAAGAAGGUCGGCUUCGAGAAGGUCAUCUCCAUGAUUGA